Molecule: messenger RNA, 2308 nt
Organism: Trachymyrmex cornetzi
Lineage: Eukaryota; Metazoa; Arthropoda; Insecta; Hymenoptera; Formicidae
Gene: Naam
Product: Nicotinamide amidase
Exons: 6
Coding region: 186-2042 (618 amino acids)
Molecular function (GO): RNA binding; calcium ion binding
Source: RefSeq, a predicted model, not a curated record
CAUGACUCAAGAGUGGCACCAUGUGGCACUCUUUUAAAAUGGAGUAUGUCGUCAAUCCCAUCAAUCUAUUGAUAGUUCAACGGCAUUCACGACCCGGUGACGCUUAAUAAAAAAAAAAAUUAAGCCGUUAGAAGUUGGAAGGUGAGAGCAAUCGGGCAAUUGAAUUUUGUCAAUAUUAUUGUAUUAUGGCUCAAUAUCCGCCCAUUAAUGUACGUCUGGCGGUAAACAGGGUAGACUUCAAUUUAAUAACGAAUGAUGGCAUCCAGCCACGGCUCUACACUCCCGGCGAGGAGAUAUCCAGUCAACCGGAUUUUCUGAGAGGCCAUGGAACUUACGUUGAUGAUGAGAAAACGUUGCGUGCAUCAGUCGCUGGGAUCUUGGAAAAGGUGAACAAACUUAUAUCGAUUAGGCCUUUGAAGGCACGUUAUAAUGGAGAGAUCGGAGAUCUUGUCGUAGGAAGGAUAACGGAAGUACAACAGAAGCGUUGGAAAGUUGAUAUAAAUGCUAAGCUUGAUGCUGUCCUGUUGUUGUCCAGUGUUAAUUUACCUGGUGGUGAAUUGAGAAGAAGAUCCGUUGAAGAUGAACAGACGAUGCGCAGAUAUUUGCAGGAGGGAGACCUGAUUUGUGCAGAAGUGCAAUCAAUCUUCGCAGAUGGCUCACUCUCCCUACAUACGCGAGUAUUAAAGUAUGGCAAACUGUCGCAGGGGAUAAUGUUAAAGGUACCGCCGAUGUUAAUUCAACGCAAGAAGACACAUUAUCACACUCUAGAGAGCGGAGCCACUUUGAUACUCGGUUACAACGGCUAUGUAUGGAUCAGUGCAAACAUUCAAAAUGUUGAUAAAUCCGAGGGUGGUUUCACAGAGGAUCUGUCGAAAAUUCCAAUGGAAAAUCGCAAUGUUUGCACACGGUUACGUAAUUGUAUUUUGAUCCUGGCGCAAUGCAACAUGUUAUUAUCCGAUACCUCCGUGACGUAUGCUUACGAAGAAUCCUCUAAGUACGACGCACACGAGUUGUUGCAUUCCGAAGCGAUGAUCGAUGUAGACAUGGACGCGUGUUUCAACGCCUUCGAUAAAGACGGCGACGGAUUCCUGUCUAUUUCCGAAUUUGAUCUCAUAUGCCGCGCAUUGUUUCGAAAUGACCGCGGCAAGAUUUACGGCCUCGAGGAGGAUCAACUGCGCGAGGUGUAUUCAAUCUUUGAUCUCAAAGGCGACGGCCUGAUCGACAGGGAAGAGUUCGAGGUCUGCUGGAACCGAUGGAUCAAAGUAUGCACGCGUCCCAAAAGCGCUUUCCUAAUUGUGGACGUGCAAAAUGAUUUUAUAACAGGUUCCUUAAACAUAAAGCAUUGCGCCGCGCAACAUGAUGGUUCGGAAGUAAUCGACCCAAUUAACCGAUUGUUGGAAACUGUACCGUUCGAUGCGGUGUUUUAUUCCCUGGACUGGCAUCCCGUGGACCAUGUAUCCUUCAUUGAUAAUUUGCACUUGAGAGAGGUAGACAUCAGCAGCAAUAUCUCGAAGGAAGCGGCGCGGGUAUACGACACAGUAACGUUUCAAGGACCACCGUUGCUGAAGCAACGCCUGUGGCCUCGUCAUUGCGUACAGGAUUCCUGGGGUGCCGAACUCCAUAAGGACCUGAAGAUCGUCGACAAAGCGAUCAAGAUCUACAAGGGUACGAAUCCAGAAGUCGAUUCGUAUUCGGUGUUUUGGGACAAUAAGAAGCUCACCGAGACCACGCUGUCGUCGCAGCUGCAGGAAAAAGGCGCCACCGAUAUCUAUAUAUGUGGAUUGGCCUAUGACGUUUGCGUGGGCGCUACUGCAGUGGAUGCGCUCACCAGUGGUUAUCGCACUAUACUGAUCGAUGACUGCAGUCGUGGCGUGGACCUCGUCGACAUCGAGAAGACCAAGGCCACCGUAAUAGGCAGCAAUGGCGUGAUAGUGAACUCCAGCCAGGUGAAGGCUAUGGUGGAAGGAAGAGACCGACGACCGGAACUCGGUUACAAGCUCGCAUUGGAAAUAAAACAAAAAUUGAGCCUCGGUGAAGAAUAAUUAUAGCAAAUAGUAUAGUAUAUUUAGAAACAUUUAAAUGGUAUUAUAGAUUAAUAUGAAAGACCAUAAUCUCUCAUUUUGAAGCAAAUCUUGUAUGCUUAGAAAAGUUGAAAAUGAAAAAGAAAAAAACGAAGAAAAUAUGAUGCAAAGAUGAAUUAUAGAAUGGAGAUACUGUUUUCCGUUAAAUGUUAAGAUAGUUAAAUUAGAUAUUAGAACGUAAGAGCGUUGAAUUGGUUAAUAUAAGUGUUAUUUUUAGAAAGAAUUCU